Messenger RNA from Chlamydomonas reinhardtii, 3020 nucleotides. RefSeq lists its product as uncharacterized. Lineage: Eukaryota; Viridiplantae; Chlorophyta; Chlorophyceae; Chlamydomonadales; Chlamydomonadaceae. The transcript has 2 exons. The record is from RefSeq and is a predicted model, not a curated record. Bases 99 to 2756 code for a protein of 885 amino acids.
CAAAGCGGCAGCAGAAACGUCGAGCGGAGCUGGGGCCCCGGCGCCUAACGCUGCGGCGCAAACGGGUCAGCAAGAGGCUGACUUAUGGGGCUCAGAUAAUGCCCUCGGCCAGCCUGGAAGCAGCCAUGCGCCGGGCGUGGCAGCCUUCGCUGCGGCAACGCACUCUCAUCUCGGCCCUGAGCAUCUUCAAGAAGGGCAAGGCGGGCGCCACGUGUCACACCGGCGCCGCCUGGCAAUCAGCAGAUGCAGCCGCUGCGGCGCCAGCAGGGCCAGAGAUAGCCGGUACCGGUGCCGCCACCACGCGCCGCCAGCAGGGCGGCGGAAUGGGUCGUGGCGUCGCAGAUGCACAUGCGGGUGCCGGUGCCGGCACAGGUGCAGCCGUAACCGCAGGGAUGGCGGGCGGCUACUUGACCGGUACGACACUGCCAGUACGCCUGGCGGUGGCUGCUGGCGCUGCCGGCAGCCGCAGCGGAGCGGCCGCGCAGCCAAGCGCUGCUGCUGCGGCGCAGCCACCGCCAGCGGCGGCGGCAGCACAGCCGCUACCGGUUCGGCGGCAACAGCCGCAGCCGCCACAGCUGCCGCCGCAGCAGCCCGCAGGGAGAGGGAAACUAGACGCGGACUCAGAUCCUGAUGGCAACGGUUCUCAGCCGCCCGAGGCGCCGCCCGAGCUGCAGCCACAGCAAGCCACCGCCGCCGCAGCUGCUGCCGCGACAGCAGCGGCCGCUGCCGCCGCCUGCUUCGCUGCAGGCCCUGACUUUGGAACGUCCCGCCCCGGCGCCAUCCCAGGGAGUGGCUUGCUCGCAGCCAGUGGUGCAGCCGGCGGCGGCGGCAGUGGCGGCGGCGGCGGCGGCGCCGGUGGCGGCCCCGCUCCCACUAAUGCCCGCAGCCCCGCCGGCAGCAGCAGGCCAGACCCGCUGCGAGCUCUCACGGCCCAGCUGCGCCGCCGUGUGGCGGACAUGGUGGCGGAGGACGUGGGCGUCAGCCUGCAGCACCCCCAACACCAGAAGCAACAGCAACAGCCAGAGCAGGGCCAACAGCAGCCGUCGCAGCAGCAACCGGCGGCGCCACUGCCAGAGCAGCAAUCUCCGACGCAAGCGCCGCUGCCAUCGUCACAUGAUUGUGGCCGAGCACCAGCGCCGGCCCCUGCAGACGGGCCAGGCCAGGCAGGCACCGGGCGAGCGGACAGGAGAGCCGGCCCUGCCGCCGCCGCAGCCGCCCAAACCGCCGCCGCCGCCUCCGAGGCGGGGUCUCAGCUGCUGAGCGGGUCCGCCAUGGCAGCUGUGUCCACCACCACGGGUAGCGCCGGCCUGGCGCGGUCGGUGUCCACAUCGCAUGAGCUGUCGGGACUCACGGCCGUAGCAGCAGGCGCUGCCCGCGGCGGCGGCGGCGGCGGCGGCGGCGGCCUGGGCUGGGGUGAAGGUGGCGGUGGAGGUGGAGGCUAUGUUGGCCGAGCGAUCGGCGCCGGCGGAAAGGCAACCUCGCGCCAGCAGCCAGCUCGCGGCCAAAGGCGCAGCAGCCUGCAUGUGCCGCCCGCGGCUCCACAGCCUCAACUGCAGCCGCCGCGGACCUUCGCGGCGCCUGUGCUGUCAGCUUCUGUCAGCCUUGGCUCUGGCGGCUACAGCCGUGAUGCUGCACAGCCGCAGCCGUCCGCAGGGACCGGCCGCCACUGGCAACUCGCGGCAGCCGCCGCAGUAGCAGUAAGUGAGGAGCAGCAGCACGACGGAGGAGGCGUUGGGAAGGCGGACGAGGGGCUGUGUGACGUCGACUUUGAGCUCGGCGCCGGCAUGCACGCUGUGAGCGCCGAAGACCUAGCAUUUCCUGCAACGCGGCGGCAGCACCACCACGUGCAUCACGUGCGCGGCCGCGGGCUGCAAAGCGCCUGUGAGGACCCAGACGCCGAUCAGGAGCCGCAGCAGCAGCGACGCUUGCCGCUUGCAUCGCCACUCGACGACGGUGGCUUGUGGCAUGAGCCCGCUGGCGACGAUGACGACGGGGCGGGCGGGGGCGGAGGCGGUGCUGGCGCCGGUGCGUUGGGCGACGGAGGCAGUAGUGAUGGCGAGGCAGAGCGCGCGCUCUUCGCGUCAUGCAGUGGACGCAAACGGCGACGAACCAGUCUGGGCUCAGGCUCUGCAUUUGCAGGACACCGCGUGGAGGCUCUUGGGAUGGAGAGGACAUCAGACGUGGGGAGCGAUGAGGAUCAGGACUGGCUUGCGCAGCGGGCGUGUCGCCAUCGGCCCGGGACCCACCAGCACCAGCACCAGCAAAAGCAGUCGCAGCAGCUGCUCGGAACCGCGGUGGGGUGGGCGGCCCAUGACGAGAUGGAGGCGGCGGAAGCUCUAGAGCUCCGGCUCUUCGCUGAUAGCUCCGCGGCACGCGAAGGCACGCGCUUGCUCGCCGGCAGCCGCCUAGCCGGCUGUGGGAGCGAUGCGGACGACCCCGGCAGCGAUGAUGAUGAUGGUGGUGGUGGUGAUGAUGAUCUUCAGGCGCUUCUGGGCCGCCCUAGCCAGAACACAGCCGGCCGACCCGGAGGCCUCGACGGCGGAGGCCUCGACGGCCUGGACGGCCUGGACGGAGGCGCCAGUGGCGGCGGUGGCGGCAGGGCGGCGCAGUGGCGCCAAGGCUGGCUGACGCGGCAAGCAGGAGGAGGCGGAGGAGGAGGCGGCGUGCAGGGCCCGCAACUCGGGGAUGAGGACGGGGAUGGAGUUGGGGAUGGGGAGCUGGACACCUUGUUUGGCACCUGGGCGGAGCACUCGUGAAGCGGGGAGGCGGUGCUGCAGGCGCGUGGCCGCGUGCGCGCACCUCUCCCCGCCUGGGCCGAGGGGCUGAGGGCUCGGAGGCAAGGUGCUAGCCGGAGCAGCUUCGCACGGGUGGGCGGGGGCGGGGGCGGUGGCGACGACGAGGCAGACGGGGUUGACGCCUGCUGCAUGGUCACUGACCCCUGGUGUGAACCUGCACUCCUGGCGUAUUCCGUUUCCGCAAUUCGCAGGCUAAGAUUGCACCAGAUACAUCCAGUAUUGUUA